This is a messenger RNA of Plasmopara halstedii, 231 nucleotides long. RefSeq lists its product as uncharacterized. The record is from RefSeq and is a predicted model, not a curated record. NCBI's taxonomy places the organism in Eukaryota, Oomycota, Peronosporomycetes, Peronosporales, Peronosporaceae. The transcript has 2 exons. The coding region runs from base 1 to 231 and encodes 76 amino acids.
AUGGGAGCAGAAAAGUCUAUUGCUCUGAGGGUGCAGACGGAAAAUGAAAAGUGCGCUGAUCAGGAUGACGAAGAUCGUUGCUUGCGUAUGAAAGCAUUGGGUCAUGUUGUUGAGUUGGAAGGCGAAAUCGAGGCAAGGAAGAAAUCAGUAGGUUUUGAAGAAAGUAACGACGAUGCGGAGACGGAGGCGAGUGAGGAAUAUAUUCAUCAGCAGCGCGAAAAGAAGGAAUAA